Molecule: messenger RNA, 1476 nt
Organism: Colletotrichum acutatum
Lineage: Eukaryota; Fungi; Ascomycota; Sordariomycetes; Glomerellales; Glomerellaceae
Product: S-adenosyl-L-methionine-dependent methyltransferase
Exons: 4
Coding region: 145-1290 (381 amino acids)
Biological process (GO): ergosterol biosynthetic process
Cellular component (GO): endoplasmic reticulum
Molecular function (GO): sterol 24-C-methyltransferase activity
Source: RefSeq, a predicted model, not a curated record
UUGUCCUGCGCUUUCAAUCUAUUCUUUCCCCUUCCUUCCCUCCUUCACCCUUCAGACCAAGUACUUUACAGCCUUUCAGCUCUCCACCAAGUUUCUCUUCUGCAAACAACUUUCCUACAUCGUGUCUCUUCACUACUCGAAACAAUGGUCACUUCAACAGCCUCUAACCUCGAGCGCGAGGACCACGCUCGCGAUGCUCAAUUCAACAAGGCACUGCACGGUACAAGUGCUCAGGCCACCGGUGGUCUUGCCGCCAUGUUCAGCAAAGGCCGUGAUGCGAAGCAGGCUGCCGUCGAUGAGUACUUCAAGCACUGGGACAACAAGGCCGCAAAGGACGAAACUCCCGAGGAGCGCGCAGCUCGUACAGCUGAAUAUGCGACCUUGACCAGACACUACUACAACCUGGCGACCGACCUGUACGAGUAUGGCUGGGGCCAGUCCUUCCACUUCUGCCGCUUCUCCCACGGCGAGCCCUUUUAUCAGGCAAUCGCUCGUCAUGAGCACUACCUUGCCCACCAGAUCGGAAUCAAGGAGGGCAUGAAGGUGCUUGACGUCGGAUGUGGUGUUGGCGGACCUGCGCGCGAAAUCGCAAAGUUCACCGGCUGCCACGUCACCGGUCUGAACAACAACGACUACCAAAUCGACAGAGCUACUCACUACGCUGCGAAGGAGGGCCUGUCGAAGCAGCUCGAGUUCGUCAAGGGAGACUUCAUGCAAAUGUCUUUCCCCGAUAACUCCUUUGAUGCUGUCUACGCCAUUGAGGCCACCGUCCACGCACCCAGUCUGGAGGGUAUUUACAGCGAGAUCUUCCGUGUUUUAAAGCCCGGUGGCGUCUUUGGUGUUUAUGAGUGGUUGAUGACGGACGAGUACGACAACGACAACCUGGCCCACCGUGAAAUCCGCUUGGGCAUCGAGCAGGGUGAUGGUAUUUCCAACAUGUGCAAGGUCUCUGAGGGUUUGGCCGCCAUGAAGACUGCCGGGUUCGAGAUGCUCCACCACGAGGAUCUUGCCGACAGGCCCGAUCCCAUGCCAUGGUACUGGCCCCUGUCAGGCGAGCUCAAGUACAUCCAGUCCGUCUUUGACAUCUUCACCAUUGUUCGCAUGACCAAGGUGGGACGAUUCCUCAUGCACAAUGUAGUUGGUGGACUCGAGGCUCUCAAGAUUGCCCCUGCCGGUACGAAGAAGACGGCCGACAGUCUGGCAUGGGCUGGCGACUGCCUUGUUGCUGGUGGCAAAGAGCACUUGUUCACGCCUAUGUACUUGAUGGUCGGAAAGAAGCCCGCCAACUAGACGUCGCUUUUGUACGCCUUGGAUGCAGAGAUGACGGCAUAGAUGGACACAACGGAAAAAGAUUAGAGGCCAUGACUUUUUCUACUCGCUGUAUGAGUGUUAUACCAGUACUUUAAUUGUAAUUAGGCAACUACAGCCAGACGGCUUUAACGACAAUUCACGGUUGGCCAUGAUAGAAAGGAAGCU